GACAGGCGAGGGAGGCGGGGAGGAUCGGCGGCGGCGGAGGCUGCGUCGUCGGGCAGCUUCGGCCCAUGCGCAGUGACGGGCGCCUGCCCUUCCCUUCCCCGCCGGGCCCCAUUUAAGGCGCGCGAGCGCAGCGGCCAGAGGGAGAGAAGCGCGAAGGAGCGGCGAGACGAGGAUCGGAGUCCCUGCGCAGCGCCCAGCCACCGCCACAAGACCAUGAGGGAGAUCGUGCACCUGCAGGCCGGCCAGUGCGGCAACCAGAUCGGGGCCAAGGUUAGGGCACGGGGCAGGGGCACGGGGACCCGGGGGUGGGGGAACUAGGGCCAGGUUCCGAUUGCCGCCCCCCCCGGCCAUGGGGCCUCCUGGCUCUCGGGGCGGGCGGACGGACCCCCCGAAAAGGGCGCUCGGACCCUUCGCCCCCUUCCCAGCUGGGCGGAGGCGCAUCGGCUGGUCUCCUCUUCCACGAUCUCGGCGCCUUUUUCCUGGGCGGCCUGGCGCGCGCCAUGCGGGGGGGUGGGGGUAAAGAAAACUUAAAUCUGGUGGGGGGUCCUCCAGUUUUCCCUGCCCCCUACCCCGACCCCCGUGGGGAAUUGUAGCUUGGCGGCUUCCCGGUGGCGGCUCCUUGCCGGAUCGUGCCUGGAGCGCAGGGUGGGAACCCGGGAACGAUGACGAAGCGCUUGGCUCCGUGCGCCACGGAGAGAGCGGCUGCCUCGGUUGCGCCCAACCGAUCCCCGAUUCGCGCGUCUGGCGCUGCCUUUGCGCGCCUUGUUUUCCCGCGCGCGCGCGCGUGUGUGUGUGGCGGGGCUGCGGAUCUCUGCAUUGCGGCCGCCAACAUGGCUUCCGCCCUUAGCCGCUUACGAAGGCAUCUGGAGGGGGGCGAUCUCCUCCGGGAUCUUCGCCCCCUUCCUCUCCUGCGCCGCAGACGGAUUCCCAGGCGGGGCUCUCCGUCGCUGGUGGAAGGCUAGACACCCUCUUCCCUCCUCCGUGAGAUUUUGGCGCAGUCUGGUUAGGUCUGGAGGGAGGGCGAGGCUUGGCCGAGCUUCCCUGCUGCCACCCAGCCGUUGAAGAGAGGUGUCUUUUUUAUUUGAUCGCUUCAUCGAUCUCCCUCCUUUCCUCCAAAUGAUGAUCAAGGCGACUUUUUGGCUUCGUCCAGUUUAGUGGAACAGCACUGGGAAGCCUGGAGACGUUUCCCAAAGGAACGCGUGGCGCAAGAUUCUCCCUCCCUAACAUGGAUGCAGACGGAACCCGAACAUGCUGUAUAAUGCUGCGUGAGAAUGCAGCAGGAUCAACAUGUGCCAAGCACACUGCGGUGCGGACGCUGUGCAGCAACAGGGGAAUGAGAACUGUGUCAGGACUCUGCCUGGUGCAAAGCAGAAUCAAACAGAAGGCAUUCUGUCCUCCCCCAACAGGGGGAGGGAUGUCCAGGGAUGGGGAAACUUAGGGCCCCCCGGACUCUUCACCUCCAUCAGUCACGGCCAGCCGGGCCAGUGGUCAGAGGCGAUGGUGGUUGUAGUCAAACAACAUCUGGAUAGCACCAGGUUUCCAUGCAGUGUAGGAUGGGCACCCUUUGGGUAUGCUUAUUGGGCUAAAUUAGCACACCUAAAAUUGCCUGUUCUGUUUGGUUGUUUACUUAGGUCAGUUCCCAUGGUGCUUGAAGGGAGAUGUUUGUUGAUCUGUGUCAUGACAACCUCCAUUAUGGCCAGAAGUAUAUUGGAAUUUAUUUAUUUUUAAUUAUUAUUUUGGGAUUUUUACAUACAUUAUAUUAUCUCCUUCCAAUUUUUAAAUUUCCCGUACAAUUUUUCCUUCCCCUCCCUUCCCACCCCCCAUAUCCAUUGGAAGGGUUCAACCAAUUAUCCUCAGCCACGGGCAUAGCCUCUUUAGUUUCCACCGAAUGUCUUUUGUUCCAGUAGUUUCUAUCCAUUGGAGUUCCAUCUGUUCCUUAGCAUGGUGGACUUGACCUUCCACGUUGUUUCCUGUGACGUUACUGCGACAAUGUCUGACUGAAUUAGUUCAAACAAAUAACUAUUCCAUGCCUCUACUGUCCAUUUCUCUCUAUCUUUCCAACCUAAAACUAUCGUUGCCUUUCCAGCUAAUAGCAUAGCUUUGAAAGUAAACUGGUCCCCUUUCUCUAUAGCCGUUUCCCCAAGUAUACCCAUUGUCAUGAAAUUAAAGUCUAUUGAAAGCUUCACUUUAAACAGUUCAUUAAUAACCUUUAGGAUUUUAUUCCAGAAGAAGUAUAUUGGAAUUAACCAUCCCUCGUGUCUUGGUCUGAACUUGGUUGAAAGGAACGCAGUGGGCCCAACUAGUCCCAUCAUUUAGCAUUGGAAGAUCUCUGUCACAACUGCAAAUUGCCUUCAACCCCUCUGAAUUGAUACUGUUAACCUGCAGCCACAAACUGCAGGCUUACCAAACCCUCAGAAAGGGAUUCCUCCCCACCUUUCUCAGAUGGAGAGAGGAAGUAGGUUAGAAAUGAAACACACCUUUCCACCCUGACCCUCAGAAGGGCUCCACCCUUGUUAGUGGUAACACAAAGGUUGCCAUCAAAAGCAAGAGUUACUUAUUUGUGGAGAGGUGGGUGAGCCUUCAGGUUCUCACAUGGGAGAGCUGCUGAUAGUUCCCUUUCUACAAAGCUUUUAUUUACUUUAUGAGGAAAAUGCAUAGGAGGGAGAGUCCUUGCUGCUAAACCAGCUUUCCUUGUAGACUUAAUUAAGAUACGCUGAGGUCUAACUAAAGCACACACGCACAUACCCCACUCACACACCAAAACAAAUCUCACUACAGCCAACCAAAGACAACCAACUACACCCUAGGUCACCCCCAGCCUCUCUCACUGCUGAAGAAAUGCCACAAGCGAAUAGUAAGAGAACCCACACAGGUGACGCUGACACAAAACCCCACACAUAACACUAAGUAGAAUAAUUACCCCUCCCCCUCUUUCCCCCUUUUCUUCCUAACCUAACACUGUAUGCAACAGUGUCUCACAACAAAUGAAGCUGAUCUGUAGAAAACGCAACUUGAAAAAAGAGACAAUGCACGUAUUUUUGUAAAUUAAGAAAUAUUUAAUAAAAAAGAUUUUUUUUAAGAAAACAGGUGGAUGGCAGGCAGAAGCUUAAAUAACUGAAAGCUUCUUCAUGCAAAGUAGUUCUCCACACAGCAAGCUAAAAAAUGGGGAGAAGGGCUCUGGCCUUGUCUUCUACAAGGAGAAGCUUUCCAUCAGGCACACCCCCACCUGCAAUCAGAAAUGGUAUGGCCCAGACACCAGUUUAUAACUUAAAUGAGAGUCAGACCUGAGUCACCAUUGCAAAGCUCACUUUUCUUCCAUUUGAGAGAUUGGCAAGGGAGGGAUCAAUCUUUGACUCAUCCAGAGUUUCUUCACUUGUUAGCCCUCCAGGGGAAGAUUGUGCCAGGGCAAUUGCUUCUCAGGCCAUGUGCCCAGGCCUCUCAUCAAGAUGGCUAUCCCAAGUCCUGGUGACUUUCCUCACUAAGAAUGGCUGCAGAACUAGGCUGGCAGCUGUUUUACUGCAAUGCCCUUUGAAGAUUAUGCUGUAGCUCUUCUGACACACACACACAAAAAUCAGCUUCUCUCCCUCCCUGCCUUAAACAUCUGUCUGGUUUUCAUGGCUGAACCUGGUGAGGAUCUGAAAGCAUUAAUAACCAGAGCUCAAAGACUUAUCUGCUCAGCAUGCUGGGAUGAACGCAAACAUGUGCCCAUGUAGAAUUGAUGCAUUCUUGGGACAGCAGAUUCAUCUUGACCUCUAGGCUCAAUGCAGCUGUAGCAGCAGUUGCAUUGAUGUGUCUCCCUACCCCUCUACACACACACACACACACACACACUCUGUGCUCAUAGGGCAUUCAGGAGCGAUUCUGCACAGAGCCAAGCUGGCUUAAAUAGUAGCCUCACCCUUUAUGGUAAUGAGAUCUGGCUUGCUCUCUCCUCACAUAACGUACCUCCUGCAGAACAAAGGCAGCAGCUGUGCUCCCAGGCUGGUUUUCAAUGUGCAGGGGCUUGCUGCUCCAGCAGAAGGCUCCUGGGGAGAAGUCUUGCGUGCUCACCUCUUCCCAUUGGGUGGUAACUUUUUUUAAAACAAGAAUGGGCUUGGCCUGAAGCACGCAAGAUGGGAGGUGGCUGCCUGCUCGAGAUGGAAGGCCCCUCUUCAUUCUAAGGCACGGCCACAUGGAGAAGAAGCUGCCAGCUAGAACUGGCUGUUUGUUUGGGGGAGCAAGUGCAGAAUGGAAAGCCAGGCGUUCCAGCGCUAAUCUGGGAAAGGCAUGGCCCUCGUUUAUGGCAGCAAAGUUUCAAAGGGCCGUUGCGAGUGCAGGCAGGGUGCUGGAGAAUGGGUGUGUUCUCUUUGAACACGUCACUGGAGCCUGUGAAGUUCCAGCCUUUUCCUGCAGCCUGUCGAAGCCUGUCAGCCAUCUUUGCUGUCAGCACACCAGCCUCUUGGGCUAGAAGCCCCCUCGCUCUCCUUGCUGGAUUUAUGACUGCAGCGCUUGCCUCUCCCUGCUGGUCCGGCUGCUUUCUUGGUUGUGUGUAUGUGUGUUUGCACAGAGAGAGGUGGUGUUAAAGCGUGCACCAAUGUCUGUGUCCACCCUUGUGGACUCUCCUUCAAGCUCUCCUCCACCCUCGGGCUUUUACAGGCAUUGGGUAUAAAUAGAAUCUGCCACUCACAGGGCUGCGGUUCCUGCAGCAGUGUGAGGAAAGCAGACUGACAGAGCGACUCCAUUUUAGAGCUGUGCACAGUGCUCUGUCUGCAAGGGGGAGGAGGGAGGGGGUAUGAUAUGAUUUCAGGCAGUGGGCUCCCUAUUUGUAGGCUGCUCUGCCGGGGAGAUCUACUCUUUUAAGCCUCUCAGACUUAAGUCAUGACAGCUUAUUCCCAGCACAGGUUUUGCUGCCUAAGGGAAGGGCAAACAUGCAGUGGGAGAAAUUUUGGGGAGCAAGUGUGAGCCCAGGGGGUUCUGUCCCAAGCUCUUGAGAAGGGAAGAGGUAGUCUUCAUAAUAUUAAUACAGUAUAUCAGGGUGUAAAAAGCACAUUCGUUGUAAUUGUUGUUGCAGCAACUGUGUAUGGUAGGUCUGCAGAGCUUUCGGUAUCUGAAGAAGUGUGCCAAAAUUUAGGUAUCUGAAGAAGUGUGCCAAAAUUGGUAUCUGAAGAAGUGUGCAUGCACACGAAAGCUCAUACCAAUAACUAACUUAGUUGGUCUGUAAGGUGUUACUGGAAUGAAUUUUUUUAUUUUGUUUGGUGCACAGAUUGAGUGUAGACUUGUUUAAGCCACUUAGUGAAGUCAUGGCAAAGAGAUUUCCUAGUAGUUCACAGUUCAGUCUUAUACCACUGCAAUGCUCCCUAGGUUGGGUGGGAGUCACCUGGUCUCUGCAGCUACCAUAUAUCUAAACACCUGUUGUGAACCUGGUGCCAGCACAAUUUUGAGACUUCCCUUUACAGUCUGCUUGUCCCUUAAGUCAGGAUGGGGGGGGAACAUGUGGCCCUCCAGAUAUUGCUGGCCUCCCAUAAUCCCCAACUACUGGUCGUGCUAACUGGGGCUGAUGGGGGUUGAGGCUCCAACAGCAUCUGGACGGCCGCAGGUUCCCUUCUCUACCUUGGGUACCCCAGGGCCAUGUUGGUCCCGUUAUCUCCACCGCCCCAUCACUGCAGCUAAGAGUGUAGCAUGCCAGCAUUGGCCAGUUCCCGUCUGCCCCUUUGGUAACCUGGUUUCUACAAAUUGCUUGCUGACAGCUGCCACCCUUUGCCCUUUCACGGGAGGCCCAAGAGAAUUUUUGGGAAAGAAAGGAGGGUAGCUUCUCUCUCUUUCCGCUGGGCUUUUGCAGAAGGUGGAUGCAGCAAGGCUCUGCUUGCAGCUUCUGUGAAAUCCUGACGCUAAACACCUCUUCAUUUCCCAAGGUCUCUGUGUGCCACAGGACUCAAGGACGGGAGGUGCUGAUGGCAACCACAAAUAAGCCAAGCCAAAAAUUUGUGGGGAUAGAAGGGGGGAGGAAAAUAGUGAAUAGAGAUCCCAAAGCUUAGUCUGUUUCCAAAGCAGAACUGAGAUGUCAAGUUUAACAGUGGAUUUCCUAGGACUGGUACAUCAGUUGAUUUCUCUACAUAGUUAGUGGCUUAGUAAGAGGACACUAUCAAAAAGCACUGCAUCAGUGGGGAACUCUUUUGAAAUGAACCAGCAGUGCUCUUGCACAGCUCCCAUUCAUUUCAUUAGAGCUUGUGCCUCAUCAAUAGUUUUCAACCUUUGGUGCCGAAAUAUUUGGAUGGACAUGAGUAGCAGACUUGAAGAGUGGCAAAGAGCACUCACUCCAUCCCUGUUGACUUCUGAACCACUUUUGCCUCUGAUUAAAUCUGGCUGCUCUGGUAGCUAGAGCCUAUCAGAGAACCCGUUGCCUGGGAACAUGCCACAAAAAGGUGGCCUUAGGUGUGAAUUCUUGCCUGACCUUUUACCUGCUCUCCGCCCCGCCCCCCCCGCAUUUGCCUCCUUGUCGACUGUCUCUUAUCAGGUGUAUGCUGUGACCCUCAUGUGGUGGGUGCCACUGUUGAAGGGCAGCUAGGAAUGCUCCCAAAUCCUGUAUAUCUUGGAUUUACCUGCCUUCCCCCAUUAAAGCAGAAUAUCUGAGUUUGGGUUGUAUUCCCAGUAUCAAACUUCUGGGCAUCUAGUAUACAUAAUUCCACUAUUUCAAAAAAUACAAGUGUUUUCUUACUUAGCUCCUGAAACAGUGGACAGGUAUUUUCCUUGCCUAGUUAGUAUUUCCCACUCACCAUUCCAUCCACCCUACUUUGCUCAUUCCAGUUAGGAUUUGGAGACAGGAUCCAUAGUUUCUUGGCAGUGGUCAUUCUCCUGGGAUUUCCCCCACACUUGUUGGCUGUAGUGCAGCCACAGCAUUAAGCUGAGCUAGAGAAGGUCACUGCAGUAUUUCUCUGCUGCAAGUUGUCAGGAUGUCAACCCACCUUGCUUUGAAACUUGUGGAAGUUUGAAAUGUUUUUUGAAAUGUUUUUUGUGCACAAACUGAUGUCAAGGGAGGGCAGGGGCAAUGUUUAAUUUCUAAAAGGAAAAGUAGAGAGCCGUGGAAGGAUGCCCUGUUCCUUAACGCCGUGUGUGUUGUGGACAGGCCUGUAAAACAGUUCAUUAUUAUGAUUGCUUCCUUGAAGACUCUUAGGCAGGUCUUCCAUGGGCUCGGCAGUGAGGAUAUCCUUUGAAAAAUGACCAGGUUCUGUAGUGAAGUGGUCUGCGACCAGUGCCGAAGUUACUUAUAAGCUAAACAAGCUAUAGCUUAGGGCCCCACUCUCUUGGGGGACCCCAAAAUAUUUAAAGGGGGGAAAACACCCUGGAUGUUCAUUUCCAAAAUAUAAGAUAAAAAACAAAUAAAAUAAAACCUACAUACAGCAAUGCACAACGCAGCAACAUACAGAGGGACGUGGGUGGUGCUGUGGGUUAAACCACAGAGCCUAGAACUUGCCGAUCAGAAGGUCAGCAGUUCGAAUCCCCACGACGGGGUGAGCUCCCAUUGCUCGGUCCCUGCUCCUGCCAACCUAGCAGUUCGAAAGCACGUCAAAGUGCAAGUAGAUAAAUAGGUACCCUUCCGGCGGGAAGGUAAACGGCGUUUCCGUGUGCUGCUCUGGUUUGCCAGAAGUGGCUUAGUCAUGCUGGCCACAUGACCCGGAAGCUGUACGCCGGCUCCCUCAGCCAAUAAAGCGAGAUGAGUGCCGCAACCCCAGAGUCAGUCACGACUGGACCUAAUGGUCAGGGGUCCCUUUACCUUUACUUUAUAUACAGCAACAGUGUUUUGUGUUGUGUAGGCUCCUAUGAUGUAAGUAAUGGGCCCCGCCUGUUAGCCUGCUCUCUAAAAUAUCACUGGUUUGCUCAUUUCUAUAUAUAGGGUUCCUACAUUCUGCAUGGACUAGUUGCGUGGCAACAUGUGCAAAUGACUUUAGAUACCUAUUAGGUCCAUAAAUUGCCAUAUAGCAUAUAUUCAACACAAAAAUACAGCGACAAUUUGUUGUUGACAAAGGACCGCUGAACAUGUAAAGGGCCCCAUUACCUUCAGUAGCUUAGGGCCUCAUCAAACCUAAAUCUGGCCCUGGCUGCGAUGUCGUUUCUUAAAAGGAUUCAGUGCAAUAGUAAUGGUUUCUCACUUUCUCCUAAGACUGGGGAAUGGGGACCUGUGGCUCGCCAGAUGUUAUCCCCAGCAGUUGACUGGUGGGAAUUGUGAUCCAAAACUUGAGGGCCAUUGGUUCCACAUCCCUGCCAUGCAACCGACUUAAAAUGUGUUCAGGGCUCUAACAGGUCGCACCUAUUCCCAGCCUCAAAAAUCUUGCAAGCUCAAGCUCAUGCUGAGCAGGAAGUGCAUGGAGCCAACGUGUGCAACCCCUUUUCUAAUUGGCUCCUUGGGGGAUCACAGCUGACUUGCACACCUGGGUGGCUCCUCAUGACACAGUGAAUGGGCUUUGUGAAGCGGUUGCGUUGGUACCAGAUGGUGGUGACCUGAUCCCUCAGUUCAAAUGACAACUUGUUGAGUUUCCACAAUGGGGUUGCUUCCUUAGUUGCAGUGUUAAAUCACGGGUGUGGUUUCUGCAGUCAAAUCAUGUAUCUAAAAUAUAACACGAGGCUGUGUGUGUGUUGUGUGUUAUGUUACUCUGUUGCUAUAGUUCAUUGUACGUGUUACUUAGCAAUACAAUGUGUCUGCCUAAUGGGAAAAACAAAACACACACACAGAGAGACACACGACAUUAUUGGUGGCCGCUCGCCCAUGUUCAGGUCUCUCUCUUUUUAUAACAUUUUAUUAAUUUUUCAAAAAUAAAACAGGGUCAAACCAAAACAAAAUAACUUCCCCCUCGUCCCUUCCUUGGUUCCAUUGUUUAUCAAUGUACUGCAUGUCCACUGUAAAGUUACAAACCAUUUUAUUACUUAUUAUCCAUUCAAAGUUAAAUUACAAGUAGUAUUAAAACCCUGCCAAUGUAUUAACCUGAGUACAUUGCUUUUGAAUAUAUGCAAUAAACUCCUUCCAAUCUUCCUUAAAUUUGUUAUUGUCUCUUCCUCUUAGUUUCAUUGUCAAUUUUGCCAUUUCAGCAUAUUCCAUUAAUUUAACUUGCCAGUCUUUAGCUGAGACACAUUUCCAAUGCUGUGCUAAUAAUAUUUGUACGGCCUCAGGUCUCUCUCUCAAGCAGAUGCACUUAUAGGCAGCUCCGAUGCUCCCAACAUUCGGUCCAAACACUCAGGGAAGAAUGUGGUAUACAGGGGAACAGGAAGCUGCCUCAUACUUUGUCAGACCAUCAGCAGCGCUGACGGACUGUAGUUCUCCAGUGUUUUGGACAGGGCUCUCACCCAGCUAUAUGCUGGGAGGUGCCAGGAAUUGAACCCGGCACCUUCUGCAUGCUGUGCUUUGGUCCCUCUCUAUAGUCAGGCUGUAUCAUUUUCAAAAUACAUAUGGGUGGUUGUUUGGAAGUGUUUCCAUAUCAAGAGUCUCUUGCAGGUAGAAGCCUAACUUGUGAAGGAGACAAACAAUUCUAGAAGCAUCCUUCUUGGCGUACUAGACUUCUACAUGCAAGGAUACUUUGUUGGGGGCCCUUCAAAGGAACGCCUUCCCAUUCUAGUAGUGCUGCAAUCUCAUGAGGGCUAUACCAUACACCUCCCUGCAUGACCAGGUGACACAGGAGUGGCUAGGAAAGCUGGUUUGGAAGUGGUGGCAGGCAGCAAAGUUAAUUAUUGGAUGGAAGCCUGUGAAAUCUGUCCUGUUCCUUGCUGUUGUCCUCUUCAAGAUGUGCUUCCUUUAAGAAAAGCAGCAGCUUUUCCUCUCUGUCACUGAGUGUGCAGUGUUCAGGCUUUGGGGAAGUGUUCGGGUGUGUGCUUGGGAUCCCAUGUGACGCCACAAGUCUGCCCCGCUAGGCCCAACCACCACCCUGAAUUGAACAUACCUAGUUCCUCACUGCCAUCUCCAGCCACCAUGUUCCCCUUGGAAAAUCCCUCUAAGGAGUGGGAUAGGCUGAGAAAUGGGGAUUGGCUCCGGGUCACCCAGUGAGUGUCUGAGCAGACAUUUGAUCCACGGGGCAAGCAGAAUCUAAGGGUGCGCCUUCUAGAACCUCUCCCCAAACCUUCUUGUUCUUUGCAAAGCGGUCUCUGACAGACAAGCUUAUGUAGAAAGCAUUCCUUGAGAGUAGAACGUAGAAUGGCAGACAAAAUUAAUGGACUACGCAGAACUAGAUAAAAUGACAGGAAGGAUUUGAAACCUGUGGGACCAGAGAUUGGCAGAAGAUUGGAAAAAAUAUAUGAACUAUUUGAAGAGCAACUGUAAUCAACAAAUUACGUUAGAAGGACUACAAGAAGUUUUGUAAGGAAAAAUAUACGAAAUAUUGCAUAAUAGAGAAAGAAGAGAGAUUAGUUAUGAGAUUUAAAGGUAAUAGUGAAAGUAAGAAAUGUAUAUUAAGUGAUUAGAUGGGAAAAUUUUCAGAUGUGAUUGAUGGAAGUCCAAAAAUAUUGUAUAAGAUGUAAAAGUAUGUUUAAUAAUUUGAAAAUGAUAUGUUAAAAAAAUAUAAAUAUAAAUAAAAAAGAGAGUAGAACGUUUGGAAACCACCGUGUGCUGAAUUGCUUUGUCAGUUUGCUUCUCCCUAAAGCUGAAUGUCUUCUGUUGCCCAAGUUCCUUUGGAGGUCAGGGCUUGUUGAAUGAAGAGCAACCAAUACCCUCGAUUGGCUGCUGCUUGAGAUAAUGGGUAGCAAAUCCAAUACACGCCGACUGGUGAAAUGAUCUGAAGUAGGGGGUGAUGCUGAUACCUAGCCUACCCUCCUCGGAGGUAUCUGAGUUCAUUGCUCUCUUGCAAUGGAUACUACUGGCAGCUAACUGCAGCUGGGACGAAAUUCAUCCCCUUGCAAUGAUAGCCUGCCUGUGAGACUGAUGAGGGGAGGCAUUUGUGUGACUGGAGCUGCUUAACUGCUGCAGGGAUGGGAAAUCUGUGCCUUCAAAAUGCUGUUGUAUCUCGGCUUCCCUCGGCCCCCACUCUUUGGCCCUGCUGGCUGGGGCUGAUGGGAGAUAAAGUCCAGCAACCUCUGUUGGGCCACAGGUCCCCCUUCUCUGUUCCAGUGCGCAAGGUGGUAAAACCCAAAUGUUCCUCCCCGUGUUAGCACAGGGGCCCUGUGCACUGGGAAGAAACCCACUCAGUUCCCACUGAAAUGAAUGAGAACUAAAAGGUACAGAAGUGUCUUAAAGGCCACCUGAAAUCUGCCACUUGCUACUCUGCCUCACAAGAGGCCAGGCUAGACCUGGUUUUCAGAAGGGUUUGGUCAGAUGACUCCUCUUAAUGUUGUAUCCCCCUUUUCUUAUCUUUUUUCACCUGCUACAGUUCUGGGAAGUCAUCAGUGAUGAGCACGGGAUAGAUCCCACCGGCACCUACCACGGAGACAGCGACUUGCAGUUGGAGAGGAUCAAUGUCUACUACAAUGAGGCCUCAGGUUUGUUCCUGCAGCACUGCUGUUCCAUUUCACAGUUCAGAAUUCUUUCCUUGUCUCUUUCCACGCUCCUCCGUGCUGCCCAAGCUCCUCUGUAUGAUCAGCUACUUUCUCUGCACUCCCUCUUGCCUUUCACAGAUCAGGGAUGGGGAAAUUGUGACCUUCCAGAUGUUGCUGCAUUCCAGGUCUUCUUGGCCCCAGACAGCACAGCCCAGGGUGGGAGUUGUAAUCACACAACUGCAGGAGAGUCACAGGUUCCCCAUUCUGUCAUAUAAAGUGACAGUCCUGACUUUCCCAAUUCCUGGCUAACAUUUGCUAUUUUAAGAGCAGAAGUACAGUGUUCAGAGUGGCAUCUCUGUGGUGCUGUACCCUACUUUGAUGAGCCCUAUAUAUGGUUGUGUUCAAUUUGUGACUAGGCUAUAGUCGACAGUUCGAAUCCACGCAACAGGGUGAGCUUCCGUUGCUCUGUCCCAGCUCCUGCCAACCUAGCAGUUCGAAAACAUGCCAGUGCAAGUAGAAAAAUAGGUACCACUGCGGUGGGAACGUAAAUGGCAUUUCCAUGUGCCCUGGCUUCCAUCACGGUGUCCUGUUGCGCCAGAAGCGGUUUAGUCAUGCUGGCCACAUGACCCGGAAAGUUGUCUGUGGACAAACGUUGGCUCCCUCGACCUGAGAAGCGAGAUGAGCACCACAACCCCAUAGUCAAGCUUGACUGGACUUAACCGUCCAGGGGUCCUCUACCUUUUUGCCUUUACUAAAAUUCAGUUGAUGCAGCUCUCUCUCAGAUCUGUUGUCUCUUCUAAUUAAGCCUUGGUCUGCUGUUUUCUCUCCCCCAGCCCCCAUAUGAAAGCACUUUGCUAUAUUCUAUAAGAUGACCUCCAGCUAAUCCUUUUCUGUUGACGUAGUGGCGCCUGAUCUCUCUAUCCCUAUGUAUCCCAAGUGUGGAUCAUAAUAGACUUGAGGGUGGGGACUGAGAUGGAAGGUGCCUAGACUGAACUAAAUCAGUAAGUCUGGUGUCACCAGCAAAUGGGAUCUGCUGGCUCGCAGAACAGUCUCCUGGCUUUCUUCAUGGGAUCAGUCCCUGGCAUGGGACUGUGAUGAGGAAUGAGUGUGGGAAUAACAGCCUAUGGCAGCUGUCGCCAACUGUUUCUGGAAUUGCUGCAAAAUCUCUGUAGAAGGGGCCUAGCGGUUUUUGUGGGAUGGUGGUGGUGGCAACCCUCCCUGCAGAAGUGUCUCAAAAGUAUUUCUUCUCUUUGUUGGAGAACCCAGAGGAUGGUUAAGACCUAGAGGCAGGUCUGCUACUGAAGUGAAGCUACCUAGGCCCUGUAAGCUGCCCAAGGAGCUGUCACUGUGAGCUCUUGGAGUAGACACCGGGAGCCUUGUUAGGUACCACAUACCAUGGGGAGGUAUUGCUGGACUUCGACCCCUACCAGUCCCAGCCAGCCCACUAGUGUGCUCCCAUCUUUUGAACUGGGUGAUUUGCUCAACAUGAGCUGGUCAGAUUAAAUGCUAGUAUAUCUGUUGGGAGGGCGGAUUCUUAAACACUUCUAAAAGCCUUUUUCCUUCUCUCCAUUCAGGUGGCAAGUAUGUGCCCAGAGCUGUCUUGGUCGACCUGGAACCUGGCACCAUGGACUCGGUCAGGUCCGGCCCUUUUGGGCAGAUAUUCAGGCCUGAUAACUUUGUCUUUGGUAAGGAACUAUUGCGGAGGAGCAUCGCUGAGCUGCAGUUGCAAAUGUUGCCCAGCCAAGCUAAAGGAUGUUGGGGGUGGGGGGGGGGGAGAGAGAGAGAGAGAGAGCUGUAAUUGAUCACAGGAGCUCAAACCUGAGGCACUUGAACUGUGAUCUGCUGCCCACAUAGGCAAACGGGGCUGUAGCUCCAUGGCAGAGUGUCUGCUUGGCAUUUAGAAAGUCCCUGGCAUUUCCAGGUAGGCUUAGAGACUUCUGCCUGAAAUCCUGAAGACAAUUCAGACCUAGAAGGUCCAGUGUUGUGGCAGCUUCGUGUCUUCCAAGGGACAUGGUGGGAGUGGAGAAACACUUGUUGGUAGCUGGGUGAUGAAGCAGAAAAUAGUGUUGGGCUUGGGCGAUCCAGGUUCAAAUCUCUGUUCAGCCAUGACAUAUUUUUUUUCAAGUCCUCAACAUGGUAUUUUAUUUUGUUCACGUACACUAUGCCAUAAACUCAUAUGGAAUUGGUUCCAGCAGCUCUGGCUCCUUGACAUUGUUUCUCACAAAGCGGGCUUCUCUUGGAGGAGCAGGCUGGCGUUUUAGUCCAAACCAAAUUCCCUUUUCCUUUCCUUCUUUUUUUCUUUCUUUCCUUUUCUUUCACAUGCUGCAAGAAGCUGUCUCUGCUCUUUGAGUGCUUAAUAUGCUCAAUUCGCACAUUAAUUCUCUUGGCCAGAAUCUUGCCCUUAACUUUCUUGUUCACAAUAAUGCCCACAGCAUGCUGGGUAAUGUCAUAUACCCUUCCUGUCUUGCCACGGUAACAUUUGUGGGGCAUGUCUUUCUGAAUUGUGCCCGUGCCCUUUAUGUCAACAAUAUCACCCUUCUUAUAGAUGCGCAUGUAGGUAGCGAGAGAGACCACACCAUGUUUGCGAAAGGGUCUUGAGAACAUGUAACGUGUCCGCCUCUUCUCCUUGGUGUUGGUCAUCUUGACGGUUUACUGUAAGAUGGCGUCCGAGGCCAAAAGGCCCAAGGGGACCAUCUUGAGAUCCAUCGUGUGACCUCCCUUCUAGGAGGGUGGUGUGGGUAUACAGUGGUGCCUCGCAAGACGAAAUUAAUUCGUUCCGCGAGUUUUGUUGUCUUGCGAUUUUUUUCGUCUUGCGAAGCACGGUGUCGGGAAAGUUUUGGAAAAGCUUCAAAAAUCACCAAAGUCUUUAAAAACCUCAAUAAAGGCUACCACACCGCGUUCUAUGAGUUGCUCGUCGAAGUCAAGUCGCAACUGUAUUAACGGUGUUAAGAAAAAGGAAACAAACUUGCAAGACGUUUCCGUCUUGCAAAGCAAGCCCAUAGGGAAAUUCGUCUUGCGAAGCAGCUCAAAAAACAAAAAACCCUUUCGUCUAGCGAGUUUUUCGUCUUGCGAGGUACCACUGUACACAUGAAUUAGUUUCAUGUCACGAUACCUGGCACCAAAUGAAAAAGCCCAAAGUGGCACCAAUUCAACCUUUGGGGGGAACUGCUCAUGCCCAGGGUGCCUUCUGCUAGCAGGAAUAACCUUGUUUGCUAUGUCCCAAGUUAAAAACGGCAGUUGCUUGAUGUAGCAUGCAUUAUGCAAAAGCAAUUCUUAAUUAAAUUGCCCCCAUUGUGUGUGUGUGUGUGUGUGUGUGUGUGUGUGAGUGAGUGAGAGAGAGAGAGAGAGGGGGAGGCCAAGAGAGAGGCCUGGAGGAAAGAGCCAGAAUGAGCUAGCAACCGCUUUUGGCUAUCUCUGUACUACUUUUUCUUCCACAAGCACAGGCAUGUAUGUUCUGAGUGUGCUGACGGAAGCUGCUCCCUCCUUACUUGACACAUGCAAAACCUGGAAGUUUGACCUGGUUUACAUUGUGGGGAGGAGGAGGAAUGUUCCAGAAUGGAGAGCUUGCAGCUUGGGGAAGGGUUGGGUUGGGAAACUGGGGAAUAGCAACAGCGUUCUAUGAUGCAGAAAGUCAGCUUUUAUUACACCUACCAGCUCCUGUGAUGUACAGAUGGUCAGAUAUAAUGUAAAUCAGUGGGGUAAGGGAGGUUGAAAUAGCAACAUUUGGGCAUGAGGAUUAUUCGAGGGAAAGGUUCUUUGCAGUUAAAAAAGAUUCUUGUGGAGAAUAAGGAGAUCAAUGUUUUGUGCACGAACUCUUAUUUGGCUUAGGUCCUAGUUCUGUAAAUGUAAUUCUAAAGCAGCAGGUUUUUGUUUUUUUUAAGGUUCUUACGUUUUGCAAGAGAUAAUUAUUCUUAGCAAAAGCAAAUGAUAGGAAGCCACGAAGGAGCAGUUAGUCAUGCAGGGCACGAAAACACCACACCCUAAGUACAGGAAUGUUUUACGUAAGCUCCCUGCAGUUCUCCAAAACAUAAGGGCUAGGAACCCACUACUUAAAUUAUGGUGGAGAUUUCUCAUCAAAACUAGAUCUGUAUGCACAAACUGUUACGUAAUGUACUUACACAACAGUUAUUAGUGGUCCCUGGGAGCUUGGAAAGGAUGGCUUUGACACUUUAGACUGCAAUCCUAACUCCACUUACCUGGGAGUAAGCUGCAUUGAAUUCAGUAGGACUAUAUCUUAGUAGACAUGGUAAGGAUUGCAACUGUUAAGUUACCUGAAUACUACCUUACAUUGAGGCUUCAGGUAUGUCACCCAAAGGUGACAGGAGUGGUCUGUAAUCUUUGGGCCAAGCUGAAAUAAUGGGAAUGAGAGGUGAGUUCUGAAGUGUUUUUGUUCCCCAUGAAUGUGGGCACCUCUUUGGGUCAUUAUUCAGGGGGCAAUGUAAAACAAAGAGUCAAAUGAAUACAGGUAGGUAGCCAUGUUGGUCUGAUGAAGUUGAAAUAAAUAAAUAAAUGAAUGAAUGAAUGUCCAGUAGCACCUCAGAGACCAACUAAGUUUGCUCUGUGUAUAAGCUUUCGUGUGCAUGCACACUUCUUCAGAUACCCUGAAACAGAAGUCACCAGACCCUUAUAUAUAGUGGGAAGGUGGGGUGGGAUAUUUCUAAGAAGGAUAGUAGGAGAUGGGUGAUUGGCUCAAUGGGUAUGGUAAACCUGUUGACGACUGAUAACGACUGCAGUUAGUCCUACAGGAAAAAGCAAGGGAUAGUAUGCAGAUGACUGAAAUAGCUUUAGCAUGUGUAAUGAGACAUGAAUCCAAUAUCUCUAUCCAGACCAGAUCUCUCCAUAGUUUUCAGUUUAGUAAUAAGAGUCGAAUGGUUUGCCUUCUUAAAAGAGACCAUAUUGUUCAGAAGAGGCCAGUAACGAGGUGAUGACCUUUAACCCCCCACUCCCGACUUUCUCCUUGCUGCUCAGGUCAAAGUGGUGCUGGGAAUAACUGGGCCAAAGGCCACUACACGGAAGGAGCUGAGCUGGUGGACUCUGUCCUAGAUGUGGUCAGGAAGGAAGCCGAGAGCUGUGACUGUCUCCAGGGGUUCCAGCUCACCCACUCACUAGGCGGGGGCACCGGAUCAGGGAUGGGGACCCUCCUGAUCAGCAAGAUCCGCGAGGAAUACCCCGACCGUAUCAUGAACACCUUCAGCGUGGUGCCAUCACCCAAGGUUUCGGACACAGUGGUGGAGCCUUACAACGCCACUCUCUCAGUCCACCAGUUGGUGGAGAACACAGACGAGACCUACUGCAUUGACAAUGAGGCUCUGUAUGACAUCUGCUUCCGUACCCUAAAGCUCACCACUCCCACUUACGGAGACCUCAACCACUUGGUGUCCGCCACCAUGAGCGGCGUCACCACCUGCCUCCGUUUCCCCGGCCAGCUCAACGCUGACCUCCGCAAGUUGGCCGUCAACAUGGUGCCCUUCCCUCGCCUCCAUUUCUUCAUGCCCGGUUUCGCCCCCCUGACCAGCCGCGGCAGCCAGCAGUACCGGGCCUUGACCGUGCCCGAGCUCACGCAGCAGAUGUUUGACGCAAAGAACAUGAUGGCAGCUUGCGACCCACGCCACGGGCGCUACCUAACGGUCGCGGCCGUCUUCCGUGGCAGGAUGUCCAUGAAGGAGGUGGACGAGCAGAUGCUGAACGUCCAGAAUAAGAACAGCAGCUAUUUUGUGGAAUGGAUCCCCAACAACGUCAAGACGGCGGUUUGCGACAUCCCGCCCCGCGGCCUCAAGAUGGCCGCCACCUUCAUCGGCAACAGCACGGCCAUCCAAGAGCUCUUCAAGCGCAUCUCUGAGCAGUUCACAGCCAUGUUCCGCCGCAAGGCUUUCCUCCACUGGUACACAGGCGAGGGCAUGGAUGAGAUGGAGUUCACAGAGGCCGAGAGCAACAUGAACGACCUGGUCUCCGAGUACCAGCAGUACCAAGAUGCUACUGCUGAAGAAGGGGAGUUUGAAGAGGAGGCAGAAGAAGAAGUAGCAUGAAGAGUUCCUCCUUCUCCUUCCCCCAUGACUCCUCCUUCUUCCCACCAGUCUUCUGAACCAAUGGACCAUACUGCUUGCGCUGGCAUAGACUUGAGCGUUCUAGGCCAGGGCUGGGGAGCCAACGGCCUUCCAGCUGCUGUUGGACUUCACCUCCCAUCUUUCCUGACCAUUGGCCAUGCCGGCUAGGGUCGAUGGGAGUUGCGAGUCCAGCAAUGUCUGGCGGGCCGCCGUUUCCCCAUCCCUGCUCCAGCCCAACCUAAAGCAAUUAAAAGAGUUGUGAAUUUAAGUCCUUCCCGCCUACCCAUUGCAAAUGUUUAAAAGGGAGUGAUGGCUGCAGAAUUGGUGACGGGGUAGAGGCUUCAGAGUCGUGUUCGGGAAUGGCAGUAAGUGGGUAAUAUGUCUAGCUAUAAAGCACUAUAUUUUCUCAGCUGACUCCCACAUCCCUUCUUUCCUCUCUGCCCACCCUCCAAGGCACCUUUCCUGCUGCAAUGUCUGUCCUUAGUGUUCUGUGAUCAUGUGAGUUUUUUUGUUUUCAGAGAUGAGUAUGCACUAACUCGUAACUCGCAUUGUUUUUUUUCCAUCCAUGCUGGGCUUAAAGAAAAGAUGAAUGGAACUCAGGGGGGGUUGGUUUGAGGGGGUGGGGCUCUGUCCUUUAGGGUGAAAUGUAGUCCCCCUUUUGAGUGUUUGCUGUCAAAGCAGUUAUGUCUCCAUAAUAAACUACUGAAUAACAAUAACGGGCUAAUGUGAAUAAUUGAACAGGUACUGUUGGGGGGCUUCCCCACUCCUAGGACCAUCCAGUCAGCCACCAGCAAUGCAGAGUCAUGUGCAAGAAAAGAGAAAUGGGAGAGGUUGGUGCAGUUCCAACUAUGAUGCCCGAUUGGUUUCAGCCUUGUGGCUUGGAAGCGGCCUUCAUUUGUGUUCUUGCAAAAACCUGGAACACUUAGGAUGCCAAAAUCCCGGAAGGUCAUAGAACUGAAGUUGGAAGAGACCCUAAGGAUCACCUAGUCAAGCAUUAAGUGUCUCCCCCCACCACACACAAGCACCUCUUUCCCAGCUCAGGAGCGCCUGAUCCCCAUAUAAACUGACUUGGACUCUCCAUUCAUCAUCUGAGACCCUUCUUCAUGUGCCGCCUCCACGAGAGGUUUGGAGAGUAGCAGCAUGAUGUAGGGCCUUUUCUGCAGCGGCUCCCUGUUUGUGGAAUGCUCUCCCCAGGGAGGUUUGUCUGCUGCCUUCAUUGUGUACACCUUUAGGCGCCAGGCAAAAAAUGUUCCUCUUCAACCAGGCUAAUUUAUAUUCUACGGCAGGCAUAGGCAAACACGGCCCUCCAGAUGUUUUUGGAACUACAACUCCCAUCAUCCCUAGCUAACAGGACCAGUGGUUAGGGAUGAUGGGACUUGUAGUCCCAAAACAUCUGGAGGGCCGAAUUUGCCUAUGCCUGUUCUUACGGCCUUUUAAAUGUGUUUCUGGGAGUAGAGGGCAUUGUUUUGUUUUGGGCUUUGUUUUAACUGUUUGCUUUGUCCUUUUACCCUGUAUUUGUUUUCUUGUGAACCUCCCCAAGACCUUCAAAUGAAAGGCGGUGUAUAAAUUU
This is a messenger RNA of Podarcis lilfordi (Lilford's wall lizard), 19044 nucleotides long. The record is from the annotation of a GenBank genome assembly. NCBI's taxonomy places the organism in Eukaryota, Metazoa, Chordata, Lepidosauria, Squamata, Lacertidae.